Molecule: messenger RNA, 3076 nt
Organism: Protobothrops mucrosquamatus (brown spotted pit viper)
Lineage: Eukaryota; Metazoa; Chordata; Lepidosauria; Squamata; Viperidae
Gene: DLC1
Product: DLC1 Rho GTPase activating protein
Exons: 11
Coding region: 29-3076 (1015 amino acids)
Biological process (GO): actin cytoskeleton organization; regulation of Rho protein signal transduction; signal transduction
Cellular component (GO): focal adhesion; membrane raft
Molecular function (GO): lipid binding; GTPase activator activity
Source: RefSeq, a predicted model, not a curated record
GCGUUUAAAUACUUUAAACAAGUGUGCAAUGAUGAAACUAGAAAUCAGCCCACAUAGGAAACGGAGUGAGGAUUCAGAUGAAGAUGAGCCUUGUGCAAUCAGUGGAAAGUGGAUGUUCCAGCGAGACAGCAAGAGGUGGUCCAGACUGGAAGAAUUUAACAUUUUCUCUCCAAAGUUUGAUAUGAAUUCCACAUCCCCAGAAGUGGCUCAUCUUAGCAGUGCAACCAGUCACGAGAGCGUGCUGAUGGAGCAGAGUGAACAUCAUGAGAUAGCUUCCAUCCACAGUAUGAGCAGCAACAACAGCCACCCAUCUACCUCCCAGAAGGAUGCAGUCACCUCCAGGACAAACUCGGUCAUUAGCAUUACCUCUUCGGGAAAGCUUGUAGAAAAUGAGGGCAGUCUGCCCACCACUAAAGAGCUAUCGAGUUUCAGUUGCGGUGUGAAAGCCAACGAGAAGAACACCAAAUCCAAAACAAGAGGCCUGCUAAAGAGGAUGGAAAGCCUGAAGAUAAAAGGCUCUCAUCAUGGGAAGAGUAAAGCUCCUUCAAAGCUUGGCCUGAUCAUCAGUGGCCCAAUUUUGCAAGAAGGCAUGGAUGAAGAGAAACUAAAGCAACUUAAUUGCGUGGAGAUCUCCACUCUCAAUGGCAAUCACAUCAAUUUCCCGAUGGUUCGCAAAAGAAGCGUUUCCAACUCCACGCAGACCAGCAGUAGCAGCAGCCAGUCCGAGACCAGCAGUGCAGUUAGCACUCCCAGCCCCAUCACGAGGACACGUAGCCUGGGUGCCUACAAUAAGCGUGUGGGAAUGUACCUAGAAGGCUUUGACCCUUUCAACCAAUCGACAUUUAACGAUGUCAUGGAACAAAACUUUAAAAACAGGGAUAGCUUUGCAGAGGAUACUAUCUUUUUCAUUCCUGAAGACCACAAACCUGGAACGUUUCCCAAAGCCCUCUCCAAUGGUAACUUUGCUCCACCAAAGAGUAGUUCGGUGAACUGGAGAACAGGAAGCUUCCAUGGACACGGACAUCUUUCUCUCCGGCGUGAGAAUAGUUCUGACAGUUCCAAAGAUAUGAGCCUAGGAAGGAGACGCAACUCCUCCAGCUCAGUGUGCAGUCGCCUCAGCAUUUAUGACAACGUGCCAGGUUCCAUAUUAUAUUCUAGCACAGGAAAUCUGGCUGAUCUGGAGAAUGAGGAUCUCUUUCCUGAACUUGACGACAUCCUGUAUCACGUCAAAGGCAUGCAAAAAAUUGUGAACCAGUGGUCAGAGAAAUUUUCUGAUGAAGGAGACUCUGAUUCAGCUUUAGACUCUAUUUCUCCAUGCCCUUCUUCUCCCAAGCAAAUCCUGCUAGAUGUGGACCAUGACAGAACCAUGCCCAGUGAUCUUGACAGCACAGGAAAUUCACUGAAUGAAACUGAGGAGGCUGUAGGAAUCCAGGAGAGAAGGGAUUCUGGGGUGGGGGCAUCACUGACGCGUUCCAACAGACACAGAAUGAGGUGGCACAGCUUCCAGAGUUCCCAUCGGCCCAGCUUAAGUUCAGUAGCCUUACAGAUUGACUGUCAGUCCGUUACACAGAUGAACUUGCUGCAGAAGUAUUCCCUCCUGAAAUUAACUGCACUCUUGGAGAAAUACACACCUUCCAACAAACAUGGAUUCAACUGGGCUGUGCCAAAGUUUAUGAAAAGGAUAAAAGUCCCAGAUUACAAAGAUCGAAAUGUGUUUGGCGUUCCCCUCAUAGUUAAUGUACAACGUGCCGGACAACCACUUCCGCAGAGUAUUCAGCAAGCUAUGAGAUACCUUCGUAACAACUGUUUGGAUCAGGUUGGCCUUUUCCGAAAAUCUGGAGUCAAGUCAAGAAUCCAGGCAUUGCGACAAAUGAACGAGAAUGCAAUAGGCAAAGUGAAUUACGAAGGGCAGUCUGCUUAUGACGUGGCCGAUAUGCUCAAACAGUAUUUCCGCAACCUGUCAGAACCUCUCAUGACCAACAAGCUUUCAGAGACUUUUUUACAAAUCUACCAGUAUGUGCCAAAAGACCAGCGCCUUCAAGCCAUCAAGGCAGCCAUUAUGCUUCUACCAGAUGAGAACAGAGAAGUCCUACAGAUUCUUCUGUAUUUUCUGAGUGAUGUCACAGCUGCCGUGAAAGAAAACCAGAUGACGCCAACAAACCUGGCGGUGUGUUUAGCGCCAUCUCUUUUCCACUUGAACACCCUUAAAAGAGAAAGUUCUUCUCCAAGGGUAAUGCAGAGGAAACAGAGUCUGGGAAAACCGGAUCAGAAAGACUUAAAUGAGAAUUUGGCUGCAACUCAAGGCUUAGGCCACAUGAUUGCUGAGUGCAAGAAGCUUUUUCAGAUCCCAGAAGAAAUGAGCAGAUGUCGGAAUUCUUAUACAGAACAAGAUCUUAGACCCCUCAGCUUUGACGACUUGGGACGAACUAACAACUCGGAGUCUGCCAGUUAUCAUUCUUAUAUCCAGGACUGUAUGGAUGAUUUUUUCAAGGAAAUAAAGGAUAAAUUUAAGGGCUGGGUCAGUUGUCCAACCCCAGAACCGGCAGAACUUGCCUAUAAAAAGGUUUGUGACGGUCCACCUCUACGGCUAUGGAAAUCCGUGGUUGAAAUCCCUGCAACUCCCGAAGAAGUAUUAAACCGUAUUGUUAAAGAACAGCAUCUUUGGGAUGAAGACCUUUUAGAUGCUAAAGUAAUUGAGACUUUGGAUAGCCAGACGGAUGUUUAUCAGUUUGUACAAAACAAUAUGGCUCCACACCCAGCAAGAGACCAUGUUAUCCUCAGGACUUGGAGAACCAAUCUCUCUAAAGGAGCAUGCGCCCUCUUAAGUUUCUCAGUGGACCACGACCGGGCGCCUGUCCUUGGUAUUAGAGUGAAUGUGCUGUUGUCCAGGUAUCUUAUUGAACCUUGUGGGACAGGAAAAUCCAAAGUCACCUAUAUGUGUCGAAUUGAUUUAAGGGGACACAAGCCUGACUGGUACACAAAAGCAUUUGGACACUUAUGUGCAGCUGAGGUUGUGAGGAUUAGAGACUCUUUCCUUAAUCAAAAUCUUGAGGCCAAGGAAGCAACGUCCAGGUGA